Molecule: messenger RNA, 13396 nt
Organism: Rattus norvegicus (Norway rat)
Lineage: Eukaryota; Metazoa; Chordata; Mammalia; Rodentia; Muridae
Gene: Ank1
Product: ankyrin 1
Biological process (GO): endoplasmic reticulum to Golgi vesicle-mediated transport; signal transduction; protein localization to plasma membrane
Cellular component (GO): membrane; cytoplasm; cytoplasmic side of plasma membrane
Molecular function (GO): cytoskeletal adaptor activity; ATPase binding; protein phosphatase binding
Source: RefSeq, a predicted model, not a curated record
GUGUGUGUGUGUGUGUAUGAGAGAGAGGGGGAAGGAGAGAGGGGGGAGGGAGGGAGAGGAGAGACAGAGAGACAGAGAGAGAGACACAGAGAGAGAGAAACAGGAGAGAGAGACAGAGAGACAGAGACAGAGAGAGAGAGAGGGAGAGAGAGAGAGAGAGAGAGAGAGAGAGAGAGAGAGAGGGAGAGAGAGAGAGAUCAAAGCACUCUAGAGGUUGGGACAGAAUGGCUACUGUUACCUCAAGGACAGCCUGAGUAAUUGUGAAAGUCCUCAUAUCAAAAAACCUGAAAAGAAUCACGCACCUCCUGCCAUCUCCACAUCUUCUCUCCCUUAACAAGGAGGUAGGAGCUAUGGGAGUGCUUUGCUGCCUUGACAGUCGAGAAACAAAAUGCCUCCUGUGGGCCGGGACUUGGUCAUGUAUCUUGUAGAGAUAGUGGGAAAAGCCAGAGGGGUGAAGAUCGGAUGUGGUUCUUUCUGGACGCGUGGCCCAGACUCUUGGAUGGGAAGCAGGUGUCUCAUCUCCACCUCAGAGACCUGUGGUUCUAAGGAUGCCCUAACAGGCGCCACGGCAACUCAUGUAGCACUGAGCUGCUUAGCCUACCAGCCACGAGAGCUUUUCACAGAUACAGCUCAUUUUAAAACGGGAAAGGAAUUGAAUCCAUUGAGAUCCUGGCUCAGCUCCCAUGCAUGGCGUCUCUGGUGUGUGGCAGCAUAAUGCUAAGACUCACAUCUGUUGUUUGGGCCAAGCCCGGCAGGAGCUCUCAUUUGGUUGAUCUGGGACUCAGUUUGGUCCUGCUGGUCUCUCGAGGUAGGUGCAGUCUCCAUGCUGGACCCUGUGACUUCCAAAGUGAGUAGGUCUGUAAGGGGGCCUUACCCCUCCUUCGCUCCUGGCGGCCCCAGGAGAAAUAGUUACCAGCUCAAGGCAUGUCUUUCCUUAGGAGUUCUAGUUCCCUCUCCUACUAAAAAGAGGAAGGGAUAUUCAAGUUCUGAUCUGCUCUUGUACAGAAAACAGUCUGUGCUCCUCAUCUGUCCCGUCGAUGAGCCACGGUGAUACCGGAGUCUGUUUAUGGCUCAGUAUUGGGAAAAUAAUUCUGUCUCCUGCUGAUGUACUACUUGGUCCAAUCUCCUGGCCUCUCCUCUCCAGCCUAAGGACUGGGUUUUCCAGGCACUGAGUACAGUGGUCACAAGGGAGGUCACGCUUGGUUUGUGCGCUACUGGCAAAUUCUUGGUUGGAGUCUCUGCGGUGCUAGAAGUGGCAGGCAUUCCAGAACAUAUAUUUGACAGGUAUUAAAAAAAAAUGGGAUCGCUUCUCGGCCUUUUGGCUAAGAUCAAGUGUAAAAAAAAAUGGGGGGUUGGGGAAUUUAGCUCAGUGGUAGAGCGCUUGCCUAGAAAGCGCAAGGCCCUGGGUUCAGUCCCCAGCUCCGAAAAAAAGAAAAAAGAAAAAAAAACAAAAACAAAAACAAAAAAAAAAAAACACGGAUUUUUUUUUCACAAUAGGACUCAGAGAUAUGAAAAACAAAACAAAAAAACAAAACAAAAAAACAAAGCUCACCACUGAAAAGCCAGAGCCAGCAUAGACACUGCUUCUAACUAACUUACAGGCUCAGUCAGACUCAAAUUCCAUCCAGGCUGAGCCAAACAGUCGGCCUGUAGCUUAAGCCGUCCUGUGUUAGUAUCUGAUCCCAGGAGCAACGAGACCUCCAUAUGUGUGCAAAGAGAAAGUCCUAGAUUCAGCCACACUCUGCCACCCCUUCCCCCACUGUAAUUGUUUCUAGUUUGCCAAGGGCCCCCAUGGAAUCCAUGCAGCGUUUUUUUUUUUUCCUUUUGAGUUUAAAAAUAGACUUCCAAGGUAUUCAACUCUCUUAAAAGGAACAUGACAGACACCCGUGCCAAUGCUGUGGGACCUGAUACCCAGCCCUGGUCACCUCCCUAAAUAGUCCCCACACUUGCCAUCAGUCCACUCAGGGAGGCUGGGUGCCCAGGGUUACCCAAUUAGCUACUGGGACCUCAGACUGUUAAAGAGGAACAGCCAGGGUUUCUCUCCCUCUCUGCUGUCCUCGUGUGACGAUGCUCAGGAGGCGCCCCACGGGUGUUAGGUGGGGAUGCUGUGCUUCUUGCAGUUCAAUAGAACAUUUAUUUACUUAUUCAUUCUGCUGAGGGCCUCACACGUAGGGAGCACAGAGUAUGCCAUUGAGCCAUCAGCCACUCAAUGGAAUCAAAGUAUCAGCGUUCUCUGAAACAUUUUAGAAAGAUCCUCCCUAGUUACUUGGUGAGCAGAUGGUUAUGGCAAGUUACAUAGGGGAGGAAUAACAUUUCCCCCACAGGGACACUCCUGGCGCCUCACACACUCCAUUGGGUGGUCCACUCAUGGCUCCUCAGGGUGAUAAACCUCCUGCCUUUCUCAGUAAAGGGUGGAGUACCUCAGGCACGCCCUUAUCAAUGGUGCCCAGAGUCCUUAGGAGCCAGGGUGACUCCCUGUGUGGGUGACAGGCAGAAGUGAUAAAGAGGGGACCAAGGCAAAAAUGCUACAAGAAGCCCUCAGACAUGGCUGGAGGCACCACGUCUUUGUAGCUGCUUCUUGAGAACUAUGUUGUCUGUGUAGAAAACGUCAAGUCAAAGAUGGCACAUGCAAAACUCAGAGAUCUGGAGAUCCUUGGGGUGGGGGGCUCCUCUUUUAGACCUCAAUUUGUCUAGGGUAGAUCAGAAACACUCUAGACUUCAGGGAGAAAGCUUUAGAACAAGACCUCAGUUAGGGAGAUGAUAGAAAGAGAAAAGCUGUGUCAGCACUCAUGCAUUGGGUACCUACCAUAUAUCACGGUGUGCCAGACACCUAUGCAUCACCCACACAACCCUUAGGCGGGUAGGCAGAACUGUUUUUGUUUCUCUGAUGUGGAAGGCUCGGCCUUGCUCACAGAAAGGGUGUUAUGCCACCCAGGAGAGCAGACUUUCUGUUGCCGUUAAGUGAGUUCCAAGCCUUGUCAUUUCGAUGGGACAGUUAUAGCAGGGCAUCUGUGGUAGGGACCCAAGACGCUUGAACUCUGCCUUUACCCCAGCUCAUGGCUCUGAUGUCAUGUUUAUGGGAGAGCCAUCUUGCAUACCAGAUUAGUGGACAAAGCUCAUCCUGUUCCUCAGCGUCCUGGAGGUAUGAUGAGCUUAGAACUUAAAAAAAAAAGAGAGAGAGAGAGAGAGAGAGAGAAAAUGUUCUUCCAAGUUUUGAGAAGAGCUAGAGAAUGAACAGCCCCUUGGGUGGGGGAAGGCAGGCACAGUCUAUAUAUAUCCAGGGCUCCCAUCACCCUGGGAACUUCUCACUUUGUCAAGUCACCAAUCGCCUCUCCCCCCAUUGAGACAAGGUCCCUCUGUGUAGACCAGACUGGCCAGGAAUUCACUAACCCCCAACAUCAGGCUCCUGAGUGCUGAGAUGAGAGGUGUGUGCUACCAAGCCCAGCUAGUUUCUUCUCCUCCCACAUAGUCUCCUGACAUAAUUUCAAGUGACCCAGUUCUGCAGCUGGGACCCCCAGUACUUCAUUAUGUUUCUAAGGUGAGGGAGCUGCAGAGAGCCUGGAAAGAAUUUGGCAAGCUUGGAGACACCGCAGAUCCUGUGAAAGUAUGGGCUAGACGAAGGAGCCUGGGCUCUCUUUGCCAGCCGCUCCUACCUGCCUCAGCUCACCAAUGCUGGGCUCUGUGUUGGAGAAGAUUCCUGUGGAUGUUGUGCCCAGCGAUUCUGGGCACAGUAGGUAUGAGCUUAGAAAGUGUAGCAUCUUGAUGUAGGGUAAACAUGGGAGAUGAGGAGGAGGGUGACCAUAUAUGGGAUCCAAGAGUGUAGUAACAAUGGUGGGUAGAGGGAAAAGUCCCCAGUGCUCAAAGAGAAGCUUGGAAGUCCACCAGCUUCCAUUGUCAUUUCCAUGGUAAACUAGCGUUCUCUGCAAUGGCUGCCCUGACAGAGACACUCUGGGAACUGUAAGCUGAUUUGUCUCUCCCCUUGCAGCUGGGAUGUUCUGUCCAGCCCGAUCCUUUCUGCACAUCUUUAGUCCCAUGGCACACGGCAUCCUGAUGAGGAGUGAAACGGACUAUAAUGUCAGCCUUGAAAAUUAGCUCAGCUCUGUGCCAGUCAUGUAGAGAAAGAGUAAGGAAUAUAGAACACAACAAUUCAGCCAUUUCAACAGUUGAUGUUUGUAAUUCACUUGUGGUGUGAGGUUGCCAGGCCUGGGAAAGGACACUAGGGUUGAUUCCUAGAACAAUUCACAUGUGUAUAUAUACACACACAGAGAGAGAGAGAGACAGACAGAGACAGAGAGACAGACAGAGAGAGAGAAACAGAGACAGAGAGACAGAGACAGAGAGACUGACAGAGACAGAGGCAGAGAGAGAUACACUGACAGAAUUUCAAUAAGAGAAACAUUUCAGUUUAAAAUGAGCAAAAAAUAUGAACAAAUGCAUUACUAAAAAAGAUGCAUGGGUGACAGAUGUGCACCUGAAAAGAUGUUAUAGUUAUUAAAGAAAAUACGACUUAAAAACCACAGUGAAACACUGCCCCAUGUCUGCUAUGGUGUCUAAAGAAUGUAGACCAGCAGGCGGGUGGCAGAGACUGAGUACCUGGGGGACCCAGGAAACUUUGGAGGUGAUUCAUACAUUUCUUAUCUUAAUUAUGGUGUGGUAUCCUAGAGGUGUGCUAAUGUCAAAACUUACCAAAUUGUGCAUUUUAAAUAGACAGAUCCUAAGAGGCUAGCCACACCUCAAACAGCUUGAAAUUAGCCUGUCAGGUCUUUCGGCAAGUCACGUGGUGUUUUGGAAGUGAAAAACAAAACACGCUAUUUAUCUUCCAUUUGGGUAGGGCACAAUCUCUCUAAAUAUUAAUGUUGGAAGAGGAGCUUAGUAUCCCCUGGGAUGCUCUACUGGGCUGCAGUCAGGGCUGUUCCGGUAACCAUGACUUAUUAAUUGACACUCUCUGUGCAGAGGCUCUGAGUAAACUCGGGAGGCAGUUUUAAGGGGCACACAGGCAAGAAGUGUAUAGCGUGUCCUGUGGUCUCAGCAGUGGGGAAGAAGGGAAGAGACACUAACACUUGUACCUUGGUACAGCAGUGUAGGCAUUUCCCAAAGUCCUGUAGAAUGUAUCUGUCUUCAAAUUCGGCCUCCUGUGGUGCUGGGUCCUGGAGAGCUGUGAUGUUUCUGACUUCAGAUAGAGCUGGCUUUAUUAGGAUACAUUUUGGUUGCAGAAUUUAUACCACUUCUUUGAUGAACACUUUAGAUUGAUCCAUGUCUUCUGGUCAUCGUCACCUUGGGUCUCCUGGCGCUGCACACUCUUUUAUUUUGCAUGUAUGUGUUAUUUAUAUACGUGCCGUGUGAGCACAUGUGUGUGGAGGACCCAAGUCAGGUGUCUUCCUUGACUUUAUUUAUUGAGGGAGAGUUUCUCACAGAGCUUGCCAGCUAAUUCCAGAGAGUGUGGUUAGCCAGCUUUCCCUGGGUAUCCCCCGAGUGCAUCUCAAGUACUGGGAUUACAUGAGGCCGCCAUGUUUGUCUGGCAUUUGUAUGUGUUCUGGCCGGGAGGGGUCUAAACUCUGGUCAUCAUGGUUUUACUUCGGACUUUAUCCACUGAACUGUUUCCCAAGCCCUGCAGUUUCCUGGGGAUUUUAACAGAGCUAUUCAUGGAAGGUUCUUGAGUGAGUUUGCUUUGGGCCUUGCACCUUUUGUUUGCUGGUGGUGAGCUUGGCCAGCGCUGUGACUCUGAGCUCAGCACUGUCCAUUCAGCUCACAGGUGACUGAGGGAAAGUGAGAUAAUGCCCUUCCGUUUACAGUGGUCCUGCAUUCUUAUCCUCACACAAGACACUGCUGGACAGGUCCGGCAGCAGGGUUGGUAAGAGGGCAUUUGCGUGGCGCAGAUUGUCAUUUGAAGAAAGCAAGAACCUGCACCAUGUCGCUUGGGGCAGCUUUCUCUGGCCAUUUCUCAUCAGUCUGAGUUGGCCUUGAUUGGCAUAGUGUCACCCCACCCCCAACACUACACCAGCUCCCGACAUGCUUUUGACAUCCGUGCCUGAAAUGACCCCCAGGAAAAGGUGCCUACUGCCCCGAUCAGAAACCAGGAUACCUCCUCCAGGUCCACAGCCAGAAGUGGCAUUUUAACCAGGCCACCUCGGGGAGGAGAAAGAGAGGCAGUAGUAAGAUUAACACGCCUGUCCCUAACUCCGCAUUUUCAUUCACUGGGGCUCUGGCACAGCCUCUGGAAUAAGCUAUGCAAUCUGGAGCCUCGGCUGUGAUGGAAGAGCUGGAAAUAUACAAAUUAUCCACGGGGCACAAACAGACUUUGCUGAGCUCACGCUGGCCUGCUGCGGGCUCCCUGGCGGCCGAGACAGGGCGAGAGCGCUGUGCAGCUUGGAGCUCCUCGGUCGCAUUGGCCACAUGUGCCCGGCUUCAGCGGCGCACCUGCAGCUCGGUGGCCUGCGGGGCUCAGCGGCAGGGCCUGCCCCCGGGGGAUCGUGGCUCUUUCCCGCCUGACGCGAUAAUGGACUGAAAAUGACCCGGUGGCGUUAGCGGCGCGCGCAGGGUCGUGGCGCCGGAGCAGGCGUGCGCGGAGGGGGGCGGGGGGCGGCUGUAUUUUUAGCCAGAUGCCUCGUAAGUUGCCCGCGCGCCCCGCGCCGCCCAGCAGAUAACGCCGAGGGAGCUCCGGUGUCAACGGGCGCCGGGCGAUGGCAGAACGGCCGCGCAGGUCGGGGUCAGACCCCGCGGCCGAUGCUGCUACCAGCUUUUUGCGGGCGGCACGCUCAGGAAACCUGGACAAGGCUUUGGAUCACCUACGCAAUGGAGUGGACAUUAACACCUGUAACCAGAACGGGUUGAAUGGCUUGCAUCUGGCCUCCAAAGAAGGCCAUGUGAAGAUGGUGGUUGAACUUCUGCACAAAGAGAUCAUUCUAGAAACAACAACCAAGAAGGGGAACACUGCUCUGCAUAUCGCUGCCCUUGCUGGUCAGGACGAGGUGGUCCGGGAGCUGGUCAACUAUGGAGCCAAUGUCAAUGCCCAGUCCCAGAAAGGCUUCACUCCCCUGUACAUGGCUGCUCAAGAGAAUCACUUGGAGGUGGUGAAGUUUCUCCUGGAGAAUGGAGCCAAUCAGAAUGUAGCCACAGAGGAUGGCUUCACUCCGCUGGCUGUGGCUCUGCAGCAGGGCCAUGAGAAUGUGGUGGCUCACCUCAUCAACUAUGGAACGAAAGGAAAAGUGCGCCUCCCUGCCCUGCACAUCGCGGCCCGCAACGAUGACACACGGACAGCCGCAGUCCUUCUGCAGAAUGACCCCAACCCAGAUGUGCUUUCCAAGACGGGAUUCACACCCCUCCACAUCGCAGCACACUACGAGAACCUCAACGUGGCCCAGCUGCUCCUCAACCGGGGAGCCAGCGUCAACUUCACACCUCAGAAUGGUAUUACUCCACUGCACAUCGCCUCCCGCAGGGGAAAUGUGAUCAUGGUGAGACUCCUGCUGGACCGAGGGGCUCAGAUAGAAACGAGGACCAAGGAUGAACUGACACCACUCCACUGUGCAGCUCGGAAUGGACACGUGAGAAUCUCAGAGAUCCUGCUGGACCACGGGGCACCCAUCCAAGCCAAAACCAAGAAUGGCUUGUCCCCCAUCCACAUGGCGGCUCAGGGAGACCACCUCGACUGUGUCCGACUUCUAUUGCAAUACAACGCCGAGAUAGAUGACAUCACCUUAGAUCACCUGACUCCUCUCCACGUGGCAGCCCACUGCGGCCACCACAGGGUGGCUAAGGUUCUUUUGGAUAAAGGGGCCAAGCCGAACUCCAGAGCCCUGAAUGGCUUUACCCCACUACACAUCGCCUGCAAGAAGAACCACAUACGUGUCAUGGAGCUGCUGCUGAAGACAGGAGCCUCUAUUGACGCAGUCACUGAGUCUGGCCUGACACCUCUCCAUGUAGCCUCCUUCAUGGGACACCUUCCUAUUGUGAAGAACUUAUUACAGAGGGGAGCGUCACCCAAUGUCUCCAAUGUGAAAGUAGAAACCCCAUUGCACAUGGCAGCCCGAGCAGGGCAUACAGAAGUGGCCAAAUAUUUGCUCCAGAACAAAGCCAAAGCCAAUGCCAAGGCCAAGGACGACCAGACACCACUUCACUGUGCUGCUCGCAUCGGCCACACGAGCAUGGUGAAGCUCCUGCUGGAGAAUGACGCCAGCCCCAACCUGGCUACCACUGCUGGCCACACACCUCUGCACACCGCAGCCCGUGAGGGUCACGUGGACACAGCCCUGGCCCUGCUGGAAAAGGAGGCAUCCCAAGCCUGCAUGACCAAGAAAGGAUUUACCCCUCUCCACGUGGCUGCCAAGUAUGGGAAGGUCCGGCUGGCAGAGCUGCUGCUGGAACAUGAUGCCCAUCCCAACGCGGCCGGAAAGAACGGCUUGACUCCCCUGCAUGUGGCCGUCCAUCACAACAACUUGGACAUUGUCCAGCUUCUCCUUCCCCGAGGUGGCUCCCCGCACAGCCCUGCCUGGAAUGGCUACACCCCUUUGCACAUCGCAGCCAAGCAGAACCAGAUAGAGGUGGCCCGCAGUCUACUGCAAUACGGAGGGUCCGCGAAUGCAGAGUCUGUACAAGGAGUGACCCCGCUUCACCUGGCUGCCCAAGAGGGCCACACGGAAAUGGUCGCUCUUCUCCUGUCAAAGCAAGCCAAUGGCAACCUGGGGAACAAGAGUGGACUCACUCCUCUCCACCUGGUAGCACAAGAAGGCCAUGUUCCAGUGGCGGAUGUGCUGAUUAAACAUGGCGUCACAGUGGAUGCUACGACCCGGAUGGGUUACACCCCACUCCACGUGGCCAGUCACUACGGAAACAUCAAGCUGGUGAAGUUCCUGCUACAGCACCAGGCAGAUGUCAACGCCAAGACCAAGCUAGGGUACAGCCCCUUGCACCAGGCAGCUCAGCAAGGACACACGGACAUUGUGACAUUGCUCCUGAAGAAUGGUGCUUCUCCAAAUGAGGUCAGCUCGAACGGAACCACACCUCUGGCAAUAGCCAAACGUUUGGGCUACAUCUCUGUAACAGACGUGCUCAAGGUGGUCACAGAUGAAACCAGUGUGGUGUUAGUCAGUGACAAACACCGGAUGAGCUACCCUGAGACAGUGGAUGAGAUCCUGGAUGUGUCUGAAGAUGAAGGAACUGCUCACAUAUCUUUAACGGGUGACGAACUUGUCGGCUCGAAGGCUGAAAGGCGGGACUCCCGGGAUGUGGGUGAGGAGAAAGAGCUGUUGGAUUUUGUGCCGAAGCUAGACCAAGUGGUGGAAUCCCCAGCCAUCCCAAGGAUCCCUUGUGUCACGCCUGAGACUGUUGUGAUCCGAUCCGAAGAUCAGGAACAAGCAUCUAAAGAGUAUGAUGAGGACUCACUCAUUCCCAGUAGCCCAGCCACAGAGACCUCAGACAACAUCAGCCCCGUGGCUAGCCCCGUCCACACAGGGUUUCUGGUGAGCUUCAUGGUCGAUGCCCGGGGAGGAUCCAUGAGAGGAAGUCGUCAUAAUGGCCUAAGGGUGGUGAUCCCUCCCCGGACAUGCGCAGCACCCACUCGCAUCACCUGCCGCCUGGUUAAGCCCCAGAAGCUAAGCACACCGCCCCCGCUGGCUGAGGAGGAGGGCCUAGCCAGCAGGAUCAUUGCACUGGGUCCUACGGGGGCCCAGUUCCUUAGCCCUGUGAUCGUGGAAAUCCCCCACUUUGCCUCCCAUGGCCGCGGGGACCGUGAGCUGGUGGUUCUGAGGAGCGAGAACGGCUCCGUGUGGAAGGAGCACAAGAGCCGCUAUGGAGAAAGCUACCUGGACCAGAUCCUGAACGGCAUGGACGAAGAGCUGGGGAGCCUGGAGGAGCUGGAGAAGAAGCGCGUGUGUCGCAUCAUUACCACCGACUUCCCCCUGUACUUUGUCAUCAUGUCCCGGCUCUGCCAGGACUACGACACCAUCGGUCCUGAAGGGGGCUCCCUGAGAAGCAAGCUGGUGCCCCUGGUACAGGCGACGUUCCCCGAAAACGCGGUGACCAAGAAAGUGAAGCUGGCUCUGCAGGCCCAGCCUGUCCCAGACGAGCUGGUGACCAAGCUCCUGGGCAACCAGGCCACCUUCAGCCCCAUUGUUACUGUUGAGCCAAGGCGUCGGAAGUUCCACCGUCCCAUUGGGCUGCGAAUCCCACUCCCUCCCUCAUGGACUGACAACCCCAGGGACAGCGGGGAGGGAGACACCACCAGCCUACGCUUACUGUGCAGCGUCAUCGGUGGAACUGACCAAGCCCAGUGGGAAGAUAUAACGGGAACAACCAAGCUUGUAUACGCCAAUGAGUGCGCCAACUUUACCACCAACGUCUCAGCCAGAUUCUGGCUGUCGGACUGUCCUCGGACCGCUGAGGCCGUACACUUUGCCACUCUCUUGUACAAAGAGCUCACGGCAGUUCCCUACAUGGCCAAGUUUGUCAUUUUCGCCAAGAUGAACGACCCCCGGGAAGGACGGCUACGCUGCUACUGCAUGACAGAUGACAAGGUGGACAAGACCCUGGAACAGCAUGAAAACUUCGUGGAGGUGGCCCGGAGCAGGGACAUAGAGGUUCUAGAAGGGAUGCCUCUGUUUGCAGAACUCUCUGGGAACUUGGUGCCUGUCAAGAAAGCGGCCCAGCAGCGAAGCUUCCAUUUCCAGUCAUUUCGAGAGAAUCGCCUGGCCAUCCCCGUGAAGGUGAGGGACAGCAGCCGCGAGCCAGGAGGGUUCUUGUCGUUCCUGCGGAAGCCGAUGAAAUAUGAAGACGCACAGCACAUCCUCUGCCACUUGAAUGUCACCAUGCCCCCCUGUACCAAGGGCAGUGGAGCAGAAGACAGGAGAAGGACCCUGACGCCCUUGACUCUUCGCUAUAGCAUUCUCAGCGAGUCCCGGCUGGGUUUUACCAGUGACACAGACCGUGUUGAAAUGAAGAUGGCUGUCAUCAGGGAGCACCUCGGCCUCAGCUGGGCAGAGCUGGCCCGGGAGCUGCAGUUCAGCGUGGAGGACAUCAACCGGAUCCGUGUAGAAAACCCUAACUCCUUGUUGGAUCAGAGUACAGCCCUGCUGACCCUCUGGGUGGACCGUGAAGGCGAAAAUGCAAAGAUGGAGAAUCUGUACACGGCCCUGCGGAACAUCGACAGAAGUGAGAUUGUUAACAUGUUGGAGGGCUCCGGCAGGCAGAGCAGAAACCUCAAACCAGACCGGAGGCAUGGGGACCGGGAGUACUCAUUGUCACCCUCCCAGGUGAAUGGUUACUCCUCGCUGCAGGACGAGCUGCUGUCCCCCGCCUCCCUGCACUACGCACUUCCCUCUCCACUGUGUGCAGACCAGUACUGGAACGAAGUGGCCGUCAUAGACGCCAUCCCCCUGGCGGCCACGGAGCAUGACACCAUGCUGGAGAUGUCUGACAUGCAGGUGUGGUCUUCGGGCCUCACACCCUCCCUGGUCACUGCUGAGGACUCCUCUCUGGAGUGCAGCAAGGCCGAGGACUCUGACGCCAUACCAGAGUGGAAGUUGGAGGGGGCACACUCAGAGGACACGCAGGGCCCGGAGCUGGGCUCUCAGGACCUGGUGGAGGACGACACAGUGGAUUCAGAUGCCACAAAUGGCCUGGCAGAUUUGCUAGGUCAGGAGGAAGGUCAGAGGUCAGAAAAGAAGAGUCAGGAAGUCUCAGGCACAGAGCAGGACACAGAGACUGAAGUGUCUCUUGUUUCAGGCCAGCAGCGAGUUCACGCCCGAAUCACAGACUCACCCUCAGUGAGGCAGGUGCUGGACAGAAGCCAGGCCAGAACAGUGGACUGGUAUAAACAGGGUUCAGCAGCAUCAUAUCCACAAGAGGCCGCACAAAGUUCCUGGCAAGAGGAGGUCACGCAAGGCCCACAGUCAUUCCAGAGAAGGAUCACCACCAUCCAAGGGCCGGAGCCCGGCACACUUCAGGAAUAUGAGCAGGUGGUGGUGUCCACCAGGGAGCAUGUGCAGAGGGGGCCACCUGAGAGCGACAGCCCCAAGGCCGGGAAGGACCCAAGUCUGUGGGCAUCGGAGAGUGCCUUCUCUCAAGAGGUGCAGGGGGAUGAGCUUCAGAAUAUUCCAGGAGAGCAGGUGACAGAGGAACAAUUCACAGACGAACAGGGCAACAUUGUCACCAAGAAGAUCAUUCGAAAAGUCGUCCGACAGGUGGACUCCUCUGGUGCCAUCGACACCCAGCAGCACGAGGAGGUGAUUGUUGAGGGACCCCUGGCAGACCCUGGGGAUCUGGAAGCGGACAUUGAGUCCUUUAUGAAACUUACUAAGGUGGAGCUAAGAGGGAGUGGACUCCAGCCGGACCUGAUAGAAGGCAGGAAGGGGGCUCAAAUAGUGAAGCGGGCCAGCUUGAAAAGGGGCAAACAGUGACCUCUCCUCAAGUAGCCCCUUGGGAGGAUCACACCUCAACACCCAAACCCUGAACUCCACACACUCUUGUCAUGCACACGGGAGGAGACCUGGACCAGAGGGCUACUGAAGGGUCGCACGCGUUCUGAGCUCCCCGGCAUGACCUCUGUAAGGAGUUUCCUUUAGUCUCCUAUUCGCAUGAAUGACUGGCUGUAGACGCAUGACCUACAGUCUUCAGUCCUGCCUCUAGCGACUAUGGAUCUCUGUGGGAAUCAGGACAAAGGCGGCGAGAGAAGGGAGCGGAUAAGGAGCCCCAAAGAGCACACGGGUGCAGACACGAAUAAGGGCUUACCGUGGCUGGGAUGGUUGAUCCGUUUGUUUGCGUUUUGUUUUGAUUUUUGACUUCAAACUCAUUUGUAAGAAAUUCACACGAUCUUUCUGGACCGAGGGAACGGGAAACGGCGUGAAAUCAGUUUAGCCCUUUGUCCUCGUGUACCAGUCUCCUAUACCCCCCCACACACCACAUGCCACUCGUCCCCGCCCCACCCCCACCCCCGUGGAGGGACUGCUCUUCCCAGAAUGACAUGACACAGGUGCACACACGCAGGUCUUCCCUUCACUCAGUCUACACUGAUUUUACUGUGACCUCUGAAGCCGUAUGGAUAAACUGGAUUUAUUUUUUUUUUUUAUGUUGUCUCUCAGUUUCAGUAUUAACUCACCUUCCAGUGGGAGAUCAUCACCCUGAGAGUGCACUCGGGGUUCCUUGUGUUAGAAAUUUAAGAACUGAGGCAAGGAGCCCCUAGGCUUUGCUGUAGGGCUCAAAGGGGAGCCAGGGUCCCAUCUCGAAGUUCUCUGCUGGGGAAGGACCUGUGGCUGUCCGAGGAUCGCACCAGCAUGUCCGAUAGAGGAAGGGGUUUUCUAAACCGUCAAGUACUUCUAUAAUAGUCUGUGUUCAAAGUGUAAACUGUUACAGUAAUCAGCCUUGUGUAUAUGAAAACAAUAAAUACUAUGCAAACCAAUAGAAA